This is a messenger RNA of Histoplasma capsulatum G186AR, 204 nucleotides long. RefSeq lists its product as uncharacterized. The coding region runs from base 1 to 204 and encodes 67 amino acids. The record is from RefSeq and is a predicted model, not a curated record. The transcript has 3 exons. NCBI's taxonomy places the organism in Eukaryota, Fungi, Ascomycota, Eurotiomycetes, Onygenales, Ajellomycetaceae.
AUGACUUACUCUGUGUUCAAGGCUGCAGGGUUGCAUCUGAUGAAAGCACUCGCUUCAUCUCAGGGAUCCAAGGUCCGAACUAACGCGGUCCUCCCAGGGCUUCUCCUCACGGAAUGGGGCGAAAGAUUCUCCAAGGAGACAGUCCAGGCAUAUACAGAUAAGGCUGUUCUCAAGCAUGUUGUAGCAACAAACAACCAUUCAUAG